Molecule: messenger RNA, 2288 nt
Organism: Astyanax mexicanus (Mexican tetra)
Lineage: Eukaryota; Metazoa; Chordata; Actinopteri; Characiformes; Acestrorhamphidae
Gene: slc25a6
Product: solute carrier family 25 member 6
Exons: 4
Coding region: 143-1039 (298 amino acids)
Biological process (GO): mitochondrial ATP transmembrane transport; mitochondrial ADP transmembrane transport
Cellular component (GO): mitochondrial inner membrane
Molecular function (GO): ATP:ADP antiporter activity
Source: RefSeq, a predicted model, not a curated record
GCGAGAGCUGCAGUCCGUCCUGCUCUCUGUGAGUCUGCGCACCGCAUCCCGAUCUCUGCGCCAACCGAGCAUCACCUCGCUCCCGCCGCCCGACCAGACCCGCAGCCCCGCCGCUUCCAGAACCGGUUACAGACCCGGAGACAUGGCCGACGUCGCGAUAUCCUUCGCGAAGGAUUUUCUAGCGGGCGGAGUGGCGGCUGCCAUCUCUAAAACAGCCGUAGCUCCAAUCGAGAGGGUGAAGCUUCUGCUGCAGGUACAACAUGCCAGCAAGCAGAUCAGUGCCGAUAAACAGUACAAAGGAAUUAUGGACUGCGUGGUGAGGAUCCCCAAAGAGCAAGGCUUUGCCUCUUUCUGGCGUGGAAAUUUGGCCAAUGUCAUUCGCUACUUCCCCACACAAGCCCUCAACUUCGCCUUCAAAGACAAGUAUAAGCAGAUCUUCCUGGGUGGUGUAGACAAGCACACACAGUUCUGGCGUUAUUUUGCUGGAAACCUGGCGUCUGGCGGCGCUGCAGGAGCCACUUCCCUUUGCUUUGUGUAUCCCCUCGACUUCGCCCGUACCCGACUGGCUGCUGAUGUGGGUAAAGCUGGUUCCACCAGAGAAUUUUCUGGGCUGGGCGACUGCCUGACAAAGAUCUUCAAGUCUGAUGGAUUGCGAGGCCUGUACCAGGGUUUUAACGUGUCUGUGCAGGGCAUCAUCAUCUACAGAGCUGCUUACUUUGGCGUUUAUGACACAGCUAAAGGCAUGCUUCCCGAUCCUAAGAACACCCACAUUAUGGUGAGCUGGAUGAUUGCACAGAGUGUGACGGCAGUGGCUGGCGUAAUCUCUUACCCUUUCGACACCGUGAGGCGUCGCAUGAUGAUGCAGUCUGGACGCAAAGGAGCGGAUAUUAUGUACACUGGGACCCUUGACUGCUGGAGGAAGAUCGCACGUGACGAGGGCGGCAAGGCCUUCUUCAAAGGGGCUUGGUCCAACGUCCUCCGAGGCAUGGGCGGGGCCUUUGUGCUUGUGUUGUAUGACGAGUUCAAGAAAUAUGUUUAAUCACAACCAUUUGGUAAGACUUAACGAUAAAGGUAGUAGAAUAAUAGAUUUUAUCGAUGAAGUUUGUCAGGCUUUUCCCAGCUUUCUCUGUUCUUUCAGCAGCGUGUAGAUGAGAUCUUGGUUAUCUAGGAUUAGAGGCCAACUUAAAUCCAUCACUUCAUCUUAUUAUUUUUACUCUGUGUUGUGUUUAUUUUAACAUAAUGUGUAUUUGUUGACACGUGUUUGCUCUGAUACACUCUGAAUGCACUUUUAAUUUGCUAAUCAUCUGGUAGAAAACUCUACUGGUGAGUUAAGAAUGUUUUUGUCUUGAUCAUGACCAUAUAUUACCAUGUACCAGGCUCAGAAACAGUGGCAUACAUACAGCAGUAUUUGGGUAUCUUCAUCAAAGAUCAUCCCACAAACACAUAUCACUGGUAUGGAGAGUUUUGCACAGUUUUGGCAGUGCCAUUUACAUAGCAAAUAGCAAAGCAAGGGUUAAAUGAAUCAUGAUCCGGCACAGGCAAUAACUGAGCAUCUCCACAAGAUGGCACAAUUGCAUCUUUUUUUUUUUUUUGGUUCAAUAGAGUGUAAUACACUGCCCUAAUCCAUAUCUGUCUAUGUUAUUGGAGAUCCAUAAUAUUAUCUCCAAUAAUGAGGCUAUUGAAUAUCAUUUAAAAACAAAGCGUGCAUCUUAAACAACAUGGAAAUCACAUCACUUUUCACAGCAUUUCUUUCUUCUCUUCAGUCUUAGGUAGAGAAUUACACUCUGUUAAAAUCAUAUUCAGUCAUAUUCAACAUGAUGCUUUAAUUCACACCAGACCUAGCCUUUAUCUCUCUGUGCAUUAGAGUGGAGAUCAGCCCAGUAAAUGCCUCCAGCACUGAGGCCGUUCAGAGCCUGGGUGACGUGAAAAGUAGCCUCUGUUUCCAUUCUUUCUCUUCAUGGAGCGCCGCUGAAGUAUUUUCCUUCUCCAGUAAUGAGGGGAGUAAUGUUUUCAUGGUGAUUUUCCUGUCAGUCCGAGUCCUUCCUCGUGCCAGGUUGAUCCUGAUGAAGUAGAGCCCAUUAGCAGCAAUAUGACAACGAAGGAAAGGUAUAAGGUUUAAAGUCCACACAGGACAUUAUAAUGUGAAUUCAUCCAGCAUGUAAAAUAUAUUUUAAAUCAGACGAUACAUUAAUCGAACAUUAAGGGGGCCAUAUUUGCAGAGAUGUGUUUAUUGCUAGGUGAACGACUGGAAUGCUUGUAAACUCAAUUAAAGUGAAUACCUCACAUGA